GCCAGGGGAGACGUCGUGGAGAUUGAGGGUUAGGAGAGCAAAACAGUUAUAAAGGAAAAAAUUACAAUUGCUUCCGUUUACUUAUAACACCAUCUUCAAAAUAUGAAUUUAGCUAUUCCUGUAAAUAGAAGUCGGGUAAAUGGGCGAGCAGUUUCGUAGAUAGACGAAACGUUAGUCUACUGGAGGCUAUGCUUGCUUGGCAAACUGAAGAUAAUGUCAGGGAAUGGCUGAAAAUCCCUAAACUAGUCUAUUGCCGUUGCCUGGGUGGAAUUGUCUUCUCGUACUGAAAAUAUCGGACACAUGGAAAUAAAAACGGUUAGCUUGUAACCGUGGGAAGGAUCCACAACACAUCUGGGUGUGAGGAAUUCCAGUCGGUCUUCGGUUUGGAAACGCAUUCGAAGUUUGAACGUAAAGAGACAUUUUGCUGCAUCGAAUUCCUUUUCACGGGAUGUCAUCUGCCGCCGACAGAAUUCCACGAGUUAACUGACCAUCUGCCUCUCGGUAACAGAGGCCGAGCGAGCCAGGCGUAAAGAUGGGUGAUGCGGCACAUACCAAGGCGUUGAGACGAACCUUUAUCGUCCCCUCGAUCAAGGCGUUUGAUCAUUAUGAUUUCACAAGGGCUAAAAUAUCCUGUAGCUUCACAUGGCUUGUGGCCAAAGCCUUUGGCUCAGAUGCGGUCCCUGAGGAGCUGGCUGACCCCUUCUACAGGGACCAGUACAGCCAGGAGCACCUGAAGCCCCCCGUGGCGUCCCUGCUGCUGUCUGCAGAGCUCUACUGCCGGGCGGGUAGUCUCAUCCUCCGCAGCGAUGCCGUCAAACCUCUGCUGGGACACAACGCCGUCAUCCAGGCCCUGGCACAGAAGGGACUGUACGUCACAGACCAGGACCGACUGGUCACAGAGAGGGACCUGACCAGCACUCCUAUAUGCAUGAGUUCCCACCUGGCCCUGAUAGACACUCUGAUGUUGGCGUACACGGUGGAGAUGGUGAGUGUGGAGCGGGUGAUGGCGUGUGUCCACAGAUGCUCCUCCCCUCUCAGCGACCCCUCCUCCCACCCCGACGGACACAUCAGAGAUCUGCCCUACGACACUGAGGACGCAGUCACCACAUGGAUCAACAAGGUGAAUGAGCACCUCAGGGAGAUUCUGGUGGAGGAGCAGAGGUUGAGAGAGAGCUCUUGUCUUGAGACCACAGCUACAGGAGCUCAGAGGGCACGCUACAGGAGGGAGUAUGCCCAGCAGAGGUCAGCUCCAUCACUCCCCCUGGUGGACAAUCUGCUGAAGGACAACACAGAUGGCUGUGCCCUGGCCGCACUCCUCCACUUCUACUGCACAACGUCCAUCAGACUGGAAGAUAUCUGUCUGAAGGAGACCAUGUCGCUGGCUGACAGUCUGUACAAUCUGCAGCUGGUGCAGGAGUUCUGCAGGGACAACCUCAACCACUGCUGCCACUUCUCCCUGGAGGACAUGCUCUAUGCCCACUCUUCCAUCAAGAACAACUACCUGGUGUUUAUGGCAGAGCUGUUCUGGUGGUUUGAAGUGGUGAAGCCUUCGUUUGUACAGCCCAGAGUCUUUGACCCACAAGCCUGUGAUCCUGCCCAUUCAUCCAGGACUAUGGGUCCUAUGUGUAGCCCAGCCAAAAAGGACUUUGGGGACAGACCUGACAGCCCAAAACACGACAGGCUUCAACCAGACUCUGCUUCAGGUGUGAUCAAGAGGUCGGCGUCCAUGUCCUAUGUGGACGGCUGUGUGGGGACGUGGCCUAAGGAGAGACGGUCUCGGGGCAUCUCCUUUGAGAUUCCUCUGGACGGGGACCCAAGCGCCCCUCCCUGUCGGAGUCCUUCCCUCCGAGGCAUGACCCGCUCUGCCAGCACAGAGGGCCUGGGGGGGUUCAAAGUUCACCACACACCUCGUGGGGGCAUGAGGCACCAACUCCCCUUUCAGCCGGUCAGCGUUAACGGUCAGGGUUGCAGUGCCGGGCACAUACCCGAGGAGGACUACGACAGGGACUCACUUAACUACAACUCCCAUAAAGCACUGGGGCGUGGGCAGACUCAGACACAUAGGAACCAGAGCAGAUAUUCCAAUGGCGUUCUCCCAGAGAACGGCAAGGGCGGCAGUAGCCCCGUCAGCUCGUCAACCCCGCCCAGCAUCGAGGAGGCCCUGAAUAUCAUCCACGACACAGAGAGGCCCCACGGCAGCCUGGGGCCCGGGGCCAACGGCUUCUUCCUACAUGAUGGAGCCGAACCUCCAGACCCAGGCGACGACCCUGACGACUACCCAGGAUCGGCUAAGGCCCGGGCGGACGAGGCCGACCCCAACUCAGCCUCUACGGAUGAGGUGGACACAGGGAUCCACGUGAGGACGGAGGACAUCCAGGAGAGUUUGGAGGAGGACAACUCUUCCCUCAGGGACUACUCUGAUAUAGACCCUGACUAUGAGGCUAUGACCCGAUCCUGUCCCCUAACAGAGGGGGAUGGAGAGAGGGGGGUGAGGAACAGAGACAGGGGAGAGAGGAGCAGCCCAUGCCCCAGCUCGGUGCCCCCCGCUCCCCUGUCCCAUGUGCCCAGCCCUGCCUCAUCCUCUGGCGGUUCAGGCGGAGGCGUGGUUCGCAUGACCAGCUUCGCCGAGCAGAAGUUUCGUAAGCUUGAGGGACGGAGCAGUGGAGGGACCACCCCCGAGAGCUCCGAGCUCAAUGUUCCGAACACGCCCCCCGCACAAACUGCCACACCUGAGAGCCCGGCCACACCCUCUACCAGAGACCACACCCACCUGCUGUCGUCAGAGAUGGUGCACCUGAAGAUGAAGCUGGAGGAGAAACGCAGAGCCAUCGAGGCCCAGAAGAAGAAGGUGGAGGCAGCGUUCACCCGGCAUCGUCAGAAGAUGGGCCGUACAGCCUUCCUCAACGUGGUGAGACGGAAAGGGAUAACCCCCUCUCCCACCAGCCCCAUCCCUGGGGGCCCAGACCUGGACAAAUCCUCCCCAGACCCCCUCCUCACCCCGUCAGGCAGUCUGGGCCAGGCGGAGAGGUGCAAGCCCGAUGGAGCCGCUCCCAAGUCCCCCUGCGAGGAGGGUGCAGGGCUAGUGGCUGGAGAGGUGGACCUGGCUGAGUACACGAGCUCUAUCGAGAGGCUGAACACGUCCCUGGGGUUCCUGCAGACGGAGAUGCAGCGGCUGGCUCAGCAGCAGGACAGGAUCAUGGCCAUGAGGGAACAGCAACAGUCCUGGGUCAUACCUCCUCCAGCGCCCUCACCACACAGGCAGCUACGGGAGCUCCGGCGCAACAGCGUAGCCGGCCGGGGGUCCGUGGGGUCCCUGUCCCCCAUCCUGUCCUCUGCCGGUGGUUCCCCCCGCGCCCCCCACCGUUCCCCUGGAGGCCUCAAGCGCCGACCAGCCUCCUUCCACGCCAGCACCCCUCACACCCCCCGUACCCCACGCCCCAGCGAGCUCAAGGUAACCCCCUUAAGACGGAUGCUCAACACCCCCACGUCCGUGGACAGUCUGCCCAGGCUACGACGCUUCUCCCCGAGCCAGACCCAGGUCACCUCCUUUGCCUACCUGGGACAUGAUGAGGGUCCUGGGGCCACAGAAGAGGGCAAGGAGGGAGGGGCCCCAGGGGGAGCAGAGGAGCCCCAGAACCAAAAUGAGCAGCCUGAGACACAGCCAGAGGUAGCAGAGUCGGGGAUAAGGAGUGCAGGCGCUCAUCCCUCCUCGCCCACUAAAGGGAGAGAGCAGGAGAGGAGAGAUGGAAGGACGGAGAAGUUGGCAGAGGUGCUGUCCCAACCCAGUAGAGACCUGGUAGAAAUACCAAUGUCCGCACUGAAGCCUCUGGGAGGACAGGGUCUGGAGACGAGUGGAGAGCUGUACGGAGACCACCAGGAAAUGUGCUGUGGGUUCUUCUACAAGGACGAUGGGAAGGGAGAGGAGGACAUGGCGGUGAAGAGGGCUGCUCUGCUUGAGAAGAGGCUGAGGAGAGAGAAGGAGACACAGGAGAAGAAACAGCAGCAGGAGCUGGAGCAGGAGCAGAGGAAGGAGGAAGCACGGCUGAAAGCAGAGGAGGAGCAGCAGAAGCGAGAGGACGACAAGCAAAGGAAAGAUUACAUAAAGAACGAGUACAUGAGGAGGAAGCAUUUGAAGCAGGUGGAGGAUAUGGAUGUCAGGCCCCGCCAUGGAAGUCUUAAAAAGAAGCCACGCCCCAAAUCCAUCCACAGGGACGUCAUGGAGUCACCCAAGCCCCCCAUCAGAGCCACGGGUACUCGACCGCGGGGGUUCUCAGUCUCCAGCAUGUCCCUGGCCUCCCUCAACCUGGCCGACAACGACAGCAACGCGGGAGAUAAGAGGACCCCCAGGCCAGACUCUGCGAGGCCAGACUCUGCAGAGGGCAAUCUGUCGUCCUGCCCGUCUCGUAAUGGAGAGAAGGACUGGGAGAACGAGUCCACAACCUCCUCCACUCCCUCCAACCAAGAGUACACAGGCCCAAAGCUGUACAAGGAGCCCAGUGCCAAGUCCAACAAGCAUAUCAUCCAGAAUGCACUGGCCCACUGCUGCCUAGCGGGCAAGGUCAACGAAGAGCAGAAGAACAAGAUAAUAGAUGAAAUGGAGAGGUCGGGGGCCAAUAACUUCCUGGUUCUAUUCCGGGACACGGGUUGCCAGUUCCGCUCGGUGUACUCCUACUGUCCAGAGACGGAGGAGAUCACCAAGCUGGCGGGCAUCGGGCCAAAGAGCAUCACGGCCAAGAUGAUCGAGGGACUGUACAAGUACAACUCGGACAGGAAGCAGUUCAGCCACAUCCCGGCCAAGACCAUGUCGGCUAGUGUAGACGCCAUCACCAUCGCCCCCCACCUGUGGCAGACCAAGAAACAGGGCACACCCAAGAAACUGGGUAGUCUCAAGUAGUCACAGCAACAAGCCGUUUUCAUAACAAACCAAGGAUAUUGUUGUUCGGUGUCUUGGGCUAUAGUUGAGGACUGAGGGGAGACUUUGUGGGUUAUCCGACCCAGGAAUGGACCCAGGUCUGGGUAUGACCUGGGAUAUUACAGGGUCUGGUUUGGUAUGAACGGUGCUAAAGAGUCCAGCUUUCUAAUGUUCUUUCCCAGUAAGAUAUCCCCAGAACACUUAAACUCAGCAUUCAUCUGGGUCUGAUAUCUGAUAUACAGUAUAGUUGGAUGAUUAUGUAGAAGGGUUUUUCUUCUUAACAAAACACUGCUGAAAUUAUUACUGGAAUGUAGGAGAAAAAAACAACACAAGCCUCAAGGGACAUUAUUGUUGUUA
Messenger RNA from Salvelinus namaycush (lake trout), 5269 nucleotides. RefSeq names its product calmodulin-regulated spectrin-associated protein 2-like. Gene Ontology annotation, molecular function: microtubule minus-end binding; spectrin binding; calmodulin binding. Bases 533 to 4894 code for a protein of 1453 amino acids. The record is from RefSeq and is a predicted model, not a curated record. Gene Ontology annotation, cellular component: microtubule minus-end. Gene Ontology annotation, biological process: neuron projection development; negative regulation of microtubule depolymerization; cytoplasmic microtubule organization. Lineage: Eukaryota; Metazoa; Chordata; Actinopteri; Salmoniformes; Salmonidae. The transcript is spliced from 21 exons.